AUGGUCAGAAAUAAGAAUAAAGCUGCAUCAGGUCAUACAAAAGAUCCAGCAUGGAAACAUAGCACUCAGGUGGAUGUAGGAGGCAGUGAUAAAACAUAUGUCUAUCUGAAAUGCAAUUACUGUGAUAAAGUUGUGAAAGGUGGUGUGACUAGGAUGAAGGAACACCUUUCAGGUUCUCAAAAGAAUGUUGCUCCAUGCUCUAAAGUUCCUGAUGCUAAGCAAUUUGAGGAUAGAGUUGAUGUUGGAUCUUACUACGGGAGUGAGCGCAGCGUUAGGGAUUCAUUUUCUUCUAUGAAGCUCAUUUCAUCUAGGAGUGCUAGAGGGCCUAUAGAUCAUUAUAUGGUUGACACAUCAGAGGAUAGGCCUUCUACUACACAGAAGAUGGCCCCAGAAAAUGCAAGGGAGGCGCGGAGAAGAAUGUGUAAGGAUAUAGGCAGAUUCUUCUACGAAAAUGCAAUUACAUUUAAUGUUGCAACAUCACCUUCUUAUUACAACAUGUUUCGUUCAGUUGGAGCAUUUGAGAGAGGGUUCAAAUCUCCAACCAUGUAUGAUUUAAGAACAUGGAUUUUGAAGGAGUUGAAAAACACUGAUAAAAGCAUCGAAAAAAUUAAGAAGACUUGGGCUCAAACAGGAGUAACAAUUAUUUCAGAUGGGUGGUCUGAUAUCAAAUAUAGAAGUCUGAUCAACAUCCUCAUUAAUAAUCCCUAUGAUAGCAUUAUUGAUGAGGUUGGAGAACAUUUGGUUGUACAAAUUGUGAUAGAUAAUGCAAGUUCUUAUAAGGCUGCAGCUCUUAUGAGAAAAUUUUCGAAGAAAGAAAUUCUAAGGCCAGCCGCAACAAAAUUUGCCACUGCUUACUUGACCUUAGAGAGCAUGCUGGAUGAUAGGCAACCUUUAGAGGCUAUGUUCACAUCUAUACAGUGGUUGAGUUGUGCUUGGGCGAAGAAGGCUGAGGGAAAAGAGAUUAGAAAGAUUGUUUUAAAUGAUAGAUUUUGGCAAAUUGUCUUAUAUGCCAUUACAACCACUAGACCUUUAGUUCAUGUUUUAAGGAUGGUGGAUGCUGAGAAGGAGCCUGCAAUGGGUUUCAUCUACAAUGCCAUGGAUGAAGCCAAAGAGAUGAUUGCCUCCAACUUAGGAGGCAGUGAGGGAAGCUUUAAGAAGAUUUAA
Molecule: messenger RNA, 1164 nt
Organism: Dendrobium catenatum
Lineage: Eukaryota; Viridiplantae; Streptophyta; Magnoliopsida; Asparagales; Orchidaceae
Exons: 4
Coding region: 1-1164 (387 amino acids)
Molecular function (GO): DNA binding
Source: RefSeq, a predicted model, not a curated record